GGAGGCCAAUGAUUGAGAAACGGUAAAGAGGGGCACGCUCGAUUUGUUCGUAAGCACACUUGUCCCAAUUUUUGGAGGUUCGCCCGGAGACUUAGAGGGCUUUUCCUUCGCUCAAGCUGCCCGACGAUCGACCCGUUGAGAAGAUUGACAUGCACGGAGUAGUGCCCAUGUUCCACCACACCAGAAGAUCCUCCACGAUACCACUAACAACUGCUGAAGUCUUCCUUUGCUGUUGUGUCGAAGGUUACUCGAGUAUUUCGUUAGACUAGCUAGUAGUAGUAGUAGUAGUAUAGAUAUAUCUACAUCAAGAUGGCGGCUUCUGAUCAAAUCCGACAAAUGGUGAAUUUCAUCCUCCAAGAGGCGCAUGAAAAAGCCAACGAGAUUCGCGUCAAGACGGAACAUGACUUCAACUUGGAAAAGCAGACUCUAGUUCACGAAGCCAAGCUCUCCAUUCAGGAUGAAUUUACCAAGAAGGAAAAGGAUCGUGAAAUCCAAGAACGCAUUGCUCGUUCCGCGGAGAUUGGGGAGUGCCGCGUCAAGAAGAUGAAGGUCCGCGAUGAGCUCCUACAGACUCUCUUGUCCGAAUCAGGAUCCAAGUGUGCUGUCGUGGCUCGUGGACAGAACUAUCCCCAGCUCUUGCAAAAGCUCAUUGUCCAAGGACUCAUCAAGAUCGAGGAGAACGAGGUCACCAUUUUCUGCCGUGGCGAAGACGUUGCCACCGUCAGCAAAAUCCUACCCGAGGCUGUCAAGGAGUACGUCGAAAUCAUCAAGCGGGAAGCUGGCGUGACGCUCAAGCCCCUUGUCAAGGUCAACGAAGACCGUUCCAAGGAUUUGGGAGAAAAGUCCCACGGGGGUGUUUUGUUGACCGCCUUGGAUGGAAAAAUCAAAUGCGACAACACCAUGGCCUCUCGUUUGAAUCUUGUCUACGAAGAAUUGUUGCCUUCAAUCCGCGCUAUUCUCUUCCCAGAAGUUGAACAGUAAACGGAAACACAACAGUCAUAUCAUACAGUACUUAUCGAACAAUUCACUCAAUGUCAAAGGCAACCUUGGUGUUGGGUUUUGACUGAUUAUGACUACUUUCUUAUAAUAGGUAACUUAUCUUUAUGGAGUAUUGAAAAGAGUACCAGUACCUAGCUAGCAGGAGAUAUCAAAGAGCUCUUGAUAGUACCGUACCGGUGCGGUGUAUGAUUAG
Messenger RNA from Seminavis robusta, 1192 nucleotides. Lineage: Eukaryota; Bacillariophyta; Bacillariophyceae; Naviculales; Naviculaceae. The record is from the annotation of a GenBank genome assembly.